AUGGCAAGGACAAAAGAGGUCAGACCCAGCAAAAGCCAAGAGAACAAAGUCGCAGCACCAGCCGCAUCAGAUCCAGACCCAGAACAAGAGCCAGAUACAAGCGAAAUGUCAGGCAUACCCUCAAACUUAGAUCCAGAGUUGAAUGACGACGAUUUCAAUUUCUUUGAUGAAGAGGAUGUAGCAGAAGCGCAGGAAGAUGAGGCAAUGGUCGCAGAGGACGAUGUCGAAGAGGUACCGGAGCAAGCCGUCGACGAUAUGGAAAUUGACCAGGACGAUGACGACGGAGAGACCAAACGAGACCUACUCGACGAGAUCAAGAAGAACUGGAACAUCUCAAGCCUAAGGAGUAUAAUGGAGCCCGGGUACGACGAGAAGGAGAAGAAACCGCUCAAAGAUACGUGGCUCUCCGGCAAGACCAAUAUCCCAGACAAAGAUUGGGAUACAAACACCCUCCGCCUUUUCCGAGACCUAUCCCGGUUAACGCGAAACGACUUCGACGAUGCGAAGUCAAGGCUAGCCAAGACGCUCCGUUACAGAAAGCACGAUGAGCACGGAAAAAGAACAGGAUCACAGAGGGUCAUAAAAGAGCCCCGGUUGCGCAAUGAUCUUAGGACGGUUAUCUCGGCCUUGCAUACGAAGAAACGGAAAGAACGAGAUGAGAAGGAUGGAGAGUCGAGUAGACCCAGGAAGAAGAAGAAAGCGGAUACUGAUGAGUCUUCCGACGUGGAUCUCGACGACGACUUGUAUAAGUCGGAAGAAGAGAUUAGCUUCGAGGAGUAUCAGAAGAGGAUGGCAAAGAAGAAGGGCAGCAGCAAGAAACCAGGCGACAAAAGUGCAACUCGUUCAGGAUCACGACAAGAUAGCGAAGACGAGUCUAGCUCAGGCCCCGACGAGGUACCCGCAACUGACCCAGGCACGAGGAAAAACGCAGAAGCCGGUGUGAAAGUGAAGAAGAACCCAGCUCCACCGAAGAAGAAUGCACAGGCAAAAGCAAAGGCUGCUGAGGCUGAAGACGUCGACAACGGAAGUCCGGCGAAAGAGCCUCCUCCGGUCACCAUAAUACAAAACGAAGAGGAGAGAAACGCCGCACUCGAAUAUAUCUACAUCAUCUGGGACACCGCCUCGCUUCUGCAUGUCCUGCCUGACGCUUUGCAACCAGUAGGAGCGACCAAGGAUCAAGACCUGGCUUAUGAGAUCGUCGCGGCUCUGCGCAAUCUCUCCAAUGUUAUACGUACGCCAGAUGUACUUGCUGCCUUCAGACAAGACCUAGAAGUGCAGGUGGUGGGAGAUACUUCAUACACUAACGAAGACAUUGUGGCCCACAUUGCGAGGGUUGGCGAGCCUUAUUAUCAUGCAGGGCGAGCAGCUGGCGAGAUUCCAAGGCAAUCAGCUAUUCAGAGCGCUGCUGGCCAGCCGCAGACAGAGGGACCAACUACACGCAGGUCGCCGCGCAACCACAACACUUCCGCAAUCCCUCCCGCGGGUGGUCAGCAAGCUGCUGCUGCUCCAGCCUUAGAUUUAUUAGCAGCAGCAGCGGCUGGCAGACUUAGAGCGAUUGUGACAACACCGCAGCCUCCACGGGCAAGAAACACCAAUGUUAUCCCCAGAGCACCCCAGCCUGCACCAGGAGCAUCAACAGCUACCCAAGACCAAAAGGUGGCCAGAUCCAACAACAGGAACGAAGGUACAGCGAAACAGCCUGAGCAGCUCACCAUGCAGGAAGAAGCUAGUUCCAGGGACGUUCCUGGGAAGUCAUCAAGCGCGAACAACACGCAAGGCCAAGUUCAACCACCGCAACCUCCACCACAGCCUGCUGAGCAGCAACCCCCGCGUCGCACUGCCGCCAUACGAAACAAUGACACAACAUUCAAAUUGGUCUCAGCUCUAGACGCAGUGCGCAACAGCGAGGCGAACGUUAGAGUUGCGCAGAUCCAGCGUGACAUUGCUGCGCUUCGUGGGCAACCCGCACUCGACAUAGCAGAAGCCUACCUUGAAGUCGCGUUAAGAGAACAAGAGCGCGCGACGGCUCAAGCGAGGGCGAAUAGUGUCCAGGGAAAUAGAGAGGCGAUGCAGGGGCGAACGGACGCUGUCAGGCAGCGCGAGGAAGAGCUCCGGCGGAUACGUCGGGGAGAUGUCGGAGAUACGGGGGAAGAGGGGGAGUCACGGCCAGCAGCGAAGAGGCGAAGGAGUGCAUAG
Molecule: messenger RNA, 2196 nt
Organism: Alternaria arbusti
Lineage: Eukaryota; Fungi; Ascomycota; Dothideomycetes; Pleosporales; Pleosporaceae
Exons: 1
Coding region: 1-2196 (731 amino acids)
Source: RefSeq, a predicted model, not a curated record